UCUUCUGCCUUCUUUUACGUUGCGAGCGGUUGCAGGGUCGUCCACGUUGGAAGACCGUUCCGUGUGGUUUUAGAUAGUCACGCGUAAUCAACUUUCAUCCACGUUUUUUUCUAUAAAAGUCCUCGGUGUAAACUACAAAAAUGCCUCCUAAAUUCGAUCCCAAUGAAAUAAAGAAAGUCUAUCUGCGAUGCGUUGGUGGCGAAGUAGGUGCUACCUCGUCUCUCGCUCCAAAAAUUGGUCCUCUUGGAUUGUCUCCCAAGAAGGUUGGUGACGACAUCGCGAAGGCCACCAGUGAUUGGAAAGGUCUAAAAAUCACUGUUCAACUGACCAUUCAAAACAGACAGGCGACAAUUUCUGUCGUACCGUCAGCAGCCUCUCUGAUAAUCAAAGCUCUGAAAGAACCACCUAGGGAUCGCAAGAGACAAAAGAAUAUCAAACACAGCGGCAAUUUGACAUUCGACGACAUUGUUUCUAUUGCUCGCGCAAUGAGACCGAGAUCCAUGUCGCGAACUCUCAGCGGCACGGUUAAAGAGAUUCUGGGAACGUGUCAGUCGGUCGGCUGCACGGUAGAAGGCAGACCGCCUCACGAUCUAAUAGACGACAUCAAUGGAGGAGAGUUAGAAGUUCCCGAGGAAUAAGUUUUUUUUAGACCUUUGUAAGGAGCGGAAAAUAAAACAAAUUUAAACAUA
This is a messenger RNA of Pseudomyrmex gracilis, 689 nucleotides long. RefSeq names its product 60S ribosomal protein L12 (gene RpL12). Gene Ontology annotation, molecular function: large ribosomal subunit rRNA binding; structural constituent of ribosome. The record is from RefSeq and is a predicted model, not a curated record. The transcript is spliced from 4 exons. Gene Ontology annotation, cellular component: cytosolic large ribosomal subunit; ribosome. Gene Ontology annotation, biological process: translation. The coding region runs from base 141 to 638 and encodes 165 amino acids. Lineage: Eukaryota; Metazoa; Arthropoda; Insecta; Hymenoptera; Formicidae.